Molecule: messenger RNA, 1527 nt
Organism: Aureobasidium melanogenum CBS 110374
Lineage: Eukaryota; Fungi; Ascomycota; Dothideomycetes; Dothideales; Saccotheciaceae
Product: Pkinase-domain-containing protein
Exons: 3
Coding region: 1-1527 (508 amino acids)
Biological process (GO): protein phosphorylation
Molecular function (GO): protein kinase activity; ATP binding
Source: RefSeq, a predicted model, not a curated record
AUGGCCUCGCCAGCACCACUCCUGAGACCGCCCAUCCCCGGCAGUAGGAACACGAGCGUCUCACGCACACCUAAGCUCGGCCUGGCCAUACCACCUUCGCCCAAUGCUAGACCCCUCAACCCCACUAGCAACUCACACGCCGUACCGCCUCUACAAAUACCGCCUCGCCAGGCGCCUCCAAAGCUGAGUCUGGCUACACCCAUGGGAAGUCAUGGAAUCCCUCAAGAAACUGCUCGGGCUACAAGAGGAAAACUGCCUCCACUUCAAGUCACUGGGCUCUCGACCGGUCAGGGCUGUGGCAGCAGUGAUGAUAGUGCUCGUUCGAGAUCCAACAGCAAUGGUGCGAGCAAUAACUAUUCUACCUCUACCACCGCUUCCUCUUACUCGGCUUCACUGGCCGGACUGAUUGGCGGGCAAUCCAACUCCCAAGAUCCUCUUUCUGCUGCUGGCUCGUUAUAUUCGGCAUCGUCCGCUGGCGGACUUGGUGGUGCUGCUAUGGAAAGAGAUGGCAGCAUGCAGGGAGCACUAUUACCAGAUCUGGAGAAGCUGAGCUUGGAAAAAGGAAGAGCGCUCGAUGUUGAGGAUUUGGACGAUGCUGGCUGGAAAGUGGCUGCUAGGGAGAACAGGAUUGUCGAGCUCGGGAGCCUGGGUGAAGGUGCAGGAGGUGCUGUCAACAGGUGUAUACUCAAAGGUGGAAAGACAGUUUUCGCACUAAAGAUCAUCACGACAGACCCUAAUCCGGACGUCAAGAAACAGAUUGUACGCGAGCUCUCAUUCAACAAAAACUGUGCCUCUUCGCACAUCUGCCGCUACUAUGGCGCUUUCAUCGACGAAACCCACGGCACCAUCGGUAUCUCUAUGGAAUACUGCGAAGGUGGUUCUCUGGACUCGGUCUACCGCGAAGUCAAGAAAUUGGGAGGUCGCACAGGCGAAAAGGUCUUGGGUAAAGUGGCUGAGGGUGUGCUCAAUGGACUCACCUAUCUGCACAGUCACCGCAUCAUUCACCGCGACAUCAAGCCGUCUAAUAUCCUGCUCACCCGAUCUGGUGAGGUCAAACUUUGUGACUUUGGUGUAUCUGGAGAAUUCGGCACCAAAGGUGACGCAAACACAUUCAUCGGAACAUCAUAUUACAUGGCACCGGAACGUAUUACUGGUCAAAGCUACACGAUUACUUCCGAUGUGUGGAGUCUGGGUGUUACCCUACUUGAGGUAGCGCAGCACAGAUUUCCCUUCCCAGCUGACGGAACGGAGGAGGAGAUGCAACCUAGAGCCGGACUUAUCGAUCUCCUGACCUACAUCGUCUCCCAGCCUAUUCCGAAGCUCAAAGACGAGAUCGAUACCCCUGACGGACAGGACAUCCGAUGGAGCGAGAACUUCAAAUACUUCAUCGAGUGCUGUCUGGAAAAAGAGCCCAACCGACGUGCAACACCCUGGCGGAUGCUGGAACAUCCAUGGAUGUUGGAGAUCAAAUCCAAGCGAGUCAACAUGGCUGCGUUCCUCAAAAGAGUAUGGGAUUGGUCAGACUAA